Molecule: messenger RNA, 2514 nt
Organism: Oncorhynchus masou masou (cherry salmon)
Lineage: Eukaryota; Metazoa; Chordata; Actinopteri; Salmoniformes; Salmonidae
Product: zinc finger protein 501-like
Exons: 3
Coding region: 400-1395 (331 amino acids)
Biological process (GO): regulation of transcription by RNA polymerase II
Molecular function (GO): RNA polymerase II cis-regulatory region sequence-specific DNA binding; DNA-binding transcription factor activity
Source: RefSeq, a predicted model, not a curated record
ACUUCCGACUGGGCACAGACACUAUUUACGUUGCGAUCGUGUGAAGAAGUCUGUGUAGUCCAAAUUCAUCAAAAGUAUUGAUGUAGCUACUAGCUCAAUCUUUCAUCAAUGCAAAUCUGAAAGCGUUGUCGAUUAGAUACAGUCGUGAUAAAUACCAACAAACCAUGUCAAAUUUCAUCGCGCUGCAGACCCAGCUGGCCUCCGUCAUGGAUACACUUGUUCACGCGGCGUUGGCCGAACUGGUCUGCAGAUGUGGAGGAAGUGGACACCCCAGAAUCUCCCCUCGUCUUGGCUGUCUCUGUCAAAGACGAGUAUGGACAAAUAUACCUGGGGGCCAUUGCAGAGAGAGCUGCUGAUGAUUCUUUUGCAGCAAACUCUUCCUCAGAGAACCAAUAUUGUAUGAUUAGCGAUGACCCACCAGUGAACCCCACAGACAUCCUAUUGGAGUCUUUGUUUGCCCAAAAGAAGCUCUUUAUUUGCACAGAGUGCGGGAAAAGUUUCUCCACGCAGAGUAACCUCAAAUCCCACCAGCGACUUCACACAGGCGAGAAACCGUUUGUGUGCAUGUUCUGCAACAAAGCCUUUGCCCACAAACAGAGUUGUAAUGAUCACAUCCGCACCCACACUGGUGAGAAGCCUUUUAUAUGUGGUGUCUGUGGGAAAUGUUUCGGCAAGCAGGCACACCUCAAGACACAUUCGAUAAUACACACUGGAGAAAAGCCUUACAGCUGCAGCGUGUGUGGCAAGAGCUUCAACCUGGCUCAAAAUCUGUCUAGACACCAGCAAAUUCACACGGGAGAGAAAAUCUUCACCUGUUUGCUGUGUGGGAAAGGCUUCACACGCGCUGUAACACUGAAGACCCAUCAACUCAUUCACACUGGACAAAAGCCCUUCCAGUGCAAUCAGUGUGACAAGAGUUUCCGUCAUUCUGUCAAUCUGAAGAACCACCAGCGGAUUCAUACAGGCGUCAGGCCAUUUAGCUGUGACUUGUGUGGCAAGACAUUCCGUCAAUCAGUGAAUCUGAAAAUACACAAGCGCAUCCACACUGGAGAGAGGCCAUAUAUCUGCACAGAAUGCGGCAAGACCUUCAGUCAGCAGAGUAGUCUUAUCUCUCACGGACGCACCCACUCUAGCGAGAAGCCUUUCGAGUGUAGCUUCUGUGAGAGAAGAUUUAACAACACCAACAGUCUGAAGUUGCACCAGAGAAUCCGUACAGGAGAGAAGCCGUACAGCUGUGAAAUCUGUGGGAAGACUUUCAGUCAGGGCAGUCAUCUCCGAACUCACAAGAAGCAUGUCCACGCAGGAGGGAAACAGUACAUCUGUGAUAAAUGUGGGAAGAGGUAUUCCGACAAACGGAAUCUUAAGAUGCACAAAUGUGUUUAUGCCUCAAUCUAACAUUGUGAUGGGCAAACGGUUUCAAUCUUUGACAGGCUUUUGUUGUCCUUUGCUUUGCUGUUUUUAUGCCUGUUGGUUGAAUCACCAGAUGUCUCUGGUGAAAGAGCCUUGAAGCCUGGCAGGUGAAUGUAGGGAAUCCCCUUUCAACUUGAUUUUAGCCUGAGCAAAAAUGGCACACCUCAAGACACAUUCGAUAAUACACACUGGAGAAAAGCCUUACAGCUGUUACAGUUUAUUAUGGAAUAGGACUUGCUGUCAGGGGCUAGGUAUUUUAGUAUUUGUUCCCAUUUAAGCAAUUAUGAAAAGGAAAAAGCAGAAACAAUAUAUUUAAGUUAAAUAAUGUUUUCAUGUUAGUGUGUACUGUAUAUAAUAAUGCCAUUUUUGUAAAUUUGUAAGAAAUUUUAUUUAGCAUAACUAAAGUAUAGUUAACAUUUUGCAGCCUGAUAUGUAUUGAUAUCAUUUGUAAAAAGCCAAUAAAACUGAAACUGGUGUUUGGAUACAAAAACAUCUGUAGAUUGUCUUGUUCUAACAGAAUUGCUUGGCUGGCUAGUCUGUACUUCCAAAACAUCAGGUCCAUUUGUAUUUAUUGCUUAUCACAUGUACUUGUUUCUUAAGGUUUGUUUCCCACAGACUUGAGUUAAAAAUUCACACUUUCUAUUUUAUAGCAUUUGUUUUUAUAUACUUUAUGUAAAAGAGACAAAUCAACACAUGGCUGUAUUUAGUGGGAUGGAACAAAUUGGUUCAAACAAAUCACAGUAAAUUACGGGAAUAUAAUCAUUAAAGACAUGCAAUGAUGCAAUUUUGGCCAUUUCUUCUGUGUGAGCUUUGCUAUGGAUUCAAGUGGAAACCUUGCUACCAUGUUGCUUUAUUGCCCAAUUCACUGCUAAACUCAAUUGAAAGGUUGACAUUUGCUGUUGCAGCACUUUGAGGCUUAUUUUAGUGAUUCAUUUGACUGAUUUUGUUUGCCUCAUUGUUUAUUUUGUCUAAUUUAUUUUGUUACUAUUAUUUAAGGACGUGAGAACUAUCUCGUGUUGCUGUUGCAAAACUGGAAACUUGAUCUGUUCAAUCAAUAUGUUCAAAGAAAGCCUUUAUUAAUAAAACAAAAAAAUUAUAUUGCCA